CAUUUUGGAUGGAUCGCGCUCCACGGGAAUAAAUAAAGAAGGCGUGCGAGCGAGGCCAGCUCGAAAUAGCGCCGCGUCGGCAUGGCAGGAGCGGAAGGGACCUCCAAGAUCAACAGGGUGGUGGUGGUGGGCGGAGGAGUCGCCGGCGCGCUCCUCGCCAAGCACAUGCAGUUCGUCGCCGAUGUAGUCCUCAUCGACCCGAAGGAAUAUUUUGAGAUCACCUGGGCAGAACUGAGAUCAAUGAUUGAGCCAUCAUUUGCAGACAGAUCAGUAAUUAACCAUACUGAUUACCUUAGUAAUGGGAGAAUUAUUACAUCCUCUGCAAUUGAUGUUACUGAAGCAAAUGUGUUGACAACUGAUGGCCACUCCACUGCAUACGAUUAUCUUGUCAUAGCUACUGGUCAUGCAAAUUCUUCUCCGAGAGACCGAAAGGAUAGGCUUGAACAGUUUCAACAAGCCAGCCAGAAGAUAAAAUCUUCACAAUCUGUUCUAAUCAUUGGUGGUGGUCCAACUGGCGUUGAACUUGCUGGAGAAAUUGCAGUUGACUAUUCAGAUAAAAAGGUGACUCUGGUCCACAAAGGAUCAAGGUUGCUUGAAUUUAUAGGACCAAAAGCUUCCAAAAAGGCAAUGGACUGGUUGACAUCAAAGAAUGUGGAAGUGCUUUUGGGGCAGUCAAUUGAUUUAGACUCAAUAUCAGAGGCAGAUGGACUGUAUACAACAUCUUCUGGAGAAAAGAUCAGAGCUGAUUGCCAUUUUGUUUGUGUGGCAAAGCCACUUGGCUCAUCAUGGCUUCAGGAGUCUGUAUUAAAGGAUAGUUUGGACCGAAAAGGAAGAGUGAUGGUCGAUGAAAAUCUGAGGGUCAGAGGCCAUAAGAAUAUAUUUGCCAUCGGCGACAUCACCGAUGUUCCGGAAAUAAAACAAGGAUUCCUUGCACAGAAGCAUGCCAUGGUGGUUGUCAAGAACCUGAAGCAGUUGAUCAAGGGAGCAGGUGAUAACAAGCUGGUAACUUACAAGCCUUCUUCUGCUAUGGCAAUUGUUUCAUUGGGAAGGAAAGAAGCCGUGGCACAGUUGCCAUUCAUGACAGCCAUUGGGUGCUUACCUGGUAUGAUUAAGUCCAAGGAUUUGUUUGUGGGCAAGACCAGGAAAGAGAUGGGGUUGAACCCUGGCAAAGCCUAGAAAAAUAUACAGACUUUUUGGAUGUCACUCUCUCUCAACAGAAACAUGAUCAUAUGGUUGUGGUUUUACUAUGAUUAAUUUAAUGCUGCAGUGUUCUGAGUUUGUUAUGCACUGAAAUCCUCAAGAGAGGAUUUUGCUACUGUUGUACUGACAAAUAAUCAUAUGUUUGACAUGGAAAAUAAAUGCAACUCGAAUAAGCCAA
Messenger RNA from Elaeis guineensis (African oil palm), 1378 nucleotides. NCBI's taxonomy places the organism in Eukaryota, Viridiplantae, Streptophyta, Magnoliopsida, Arecales, Arecaceae. The record is from RefSeq and is a predicted model, not a curated record.